UAUUUUGCGUGCGGCAGCGGCUGCGCUCCAGCGGAGGAGGAGGAGGUGGAGAAGGAAAGGGCUGCAUCGUUGUUGUUGGGUUUUCUCUUCAAGUGUCGUCGUUUUGUUUUAGUACACGGCGUGACAUUACAGCAGCAGGGACGUACGGGCUGCUCGCUGUUGAUUCCGAUCGGUGCAUCGCGGUGUCUUGUGUGAAGCGAGCAACGACGGAGUGGAUCGCACCUGCCGCGGAGCGCGAACAACAAAGACUGAUCCAGCGUUACGCUUUUGCGGUAAACCGAGCCAGGCGCCCCGCGACUCCUCGGCGAAUUCUGGACACUUAGAAGCCCGUCGUGCACAAACGAGGCGGGGGGCGCUAGAAAGGGAUUGCGUGCACGAAAUGUGGUGCUUGGACUACCAUAUUGCAGGCCGAACCUAACCGAUCCGCGCCUUGCAGGUUUAAUUAUAGCAACGCUCGCAUGCGCGUCUUACUUCGACUCGGACAUCCAAUACCAGACCAUAUUUUUAAGGGGCAGGAAUCGCUCAGGCCACCGUCGGCCUUUAUUUAAAUAAUUGAGUGACCCCUCUCCGAACACCCGUUCCCUCAGGACCAGUUUGACGGCGGCCGUCGGCAGCCCCUUGUGUUCAAUGAUCCCUUAAAAUAGCAGAUAUGUGGGUCAGUCCCGAAGAUGUGUUGCUGGCGGGUGCGUUAUGGAUCACCGAGAGAGCAAAUCCAUACUUCAUCCUCCAGAAAAGGAAAGGCCACGGGGAUGGAGGCGGAGGACUGGCGGGUUUGCUGGUUGGGACCUUGGACGUCGUUCUGGACUCGAGUGCUCGGAUGGCCCCAUACAGGAUCCUCUACCAGACUCCUGACUCUUUAGGUUACUGGAUCAUUGCUCACGGAACCUCCCGUAAAGAGAUCACAGAGCACUGGGAGUGGCUGGAACACAACCUUCUGCAGACUCUCUCCAUCUUUGAGAACGAGAAUGACAUUACCACCUUUGUCAAAGGAAAAGUCCAGGGCAUCAUUGCAGAGUACAACAAGAACCACGAUGUCAAAGAGGACGAUGAUACGGACAAGUUCAAGGAGGCCAGCGCCAAGUUUCGUAAGCUGUUUGGGAUGCCCGACGAGGAGAAGCUGGUCAACUAUUACUCCUGCAGCUACUGGAAGGGGAAGGUGCCUCGACAGGGAUGGCUCUACCUCAGCAUCAACCACCUCUGCUUCUAUUCCUACCUACUGGGAAAAGAAGUCAAACUGGUGGUGCGGUGGGCGGAUAUCACCCAGCUGGAGAAGAGCGCCACCCUCCUGCUGCCCGACGCGAUCAAGGUGAGCACUCGCUCCAACGAGCACGUCUUCUCCGUCUUCCUCAACAUCAACGAGACCUUCAAGCUGGCCGAGCAGCUGGCUAACAUCGCCAUGCGCCAACUUCUCGACAACAAAGGGUUCGAACAGGACCGCUCGCUGCCCAAGCUCAAGAAGAAGUCGCCCAAGAAGGUCUCGGCCCUCAAGAGAGAUCUGGACGCGAGAGCAAAGAGCGAGCGCUAUCGGGCGCUCUUCCGCCUGCCCAAAGAUGAAAAGCUGGACGGACACACAGACUGCACCCUGUGGACUCCCUUCAACAAGAUGCACAUCCUGGGGCAGAUGUUUGUUUCCACCAACUACAUCUGCUUCACCAGCAAGGAAGAGACGCUGUGUAGCCUCAUUAUCCCCCUACGGGAGGUGACCAUCGUGGAGAAGGCAGACAGCUCCAAUGUGCUGCCCAGCCCGCUCUCCAUCAGUACCAAGAACCGCAUGACCUUCCUGUUUGCCAACCUGAAAGACCGAGACUUCCUGGUGCAGAGGAUCUCCGACUUCCUGCAACAAACCACCUCCAAGAUCUGCCUGGAGAGGGAACUUACCGGCAGCCUUAACAGUUCAGACGACGAGGUUUACUCCCAGCACGGAUCUCUGCUCUCCAGCAGCCCUCAGCACAGUUUGGGCUCAGACAGCGAGCGCACGUUCAACCUGAAUGACAGCAGCGUGCCCACAGCCACACAAGCCCUCAUGACCAUGUAUCGCCGACGCUCCCCCGAGGAGUUUAAUCCCAAACUGGCGAAGGAGUUCCUGAAGGAGCAGGCGUGGAAGAACCACUUUGCCGAGUUCGGACAGGGAGUGUGUAUGUACCGCACAGAGAAGACGAAGGAGCUCGUUCUCAAGGGGAUCCCAGAGAGUAUGAGAGGAGAGCUCUGGCUGCUGUUCUCCGGGGCGAUCAACGAGAUGGCCACUCACCCUGGAUACUACGAAGACCUGGUUGAGAAAUCAAUGGGCAAAUACAACCUGGCAACGGAGGAGAUUGAGAGAGACCUUCACCGCUCUCUCCCUGAGCACCCGGCCUUUCAGAACGAGAUGGGCAUCGCUGCCCUCCGCAGGGUCCUCACCGCCUACGCAUUCAGAAACCCCAACAUAGGAUACUGUCAGGCCAUGAAUAUUGUGACGUCGGUGCUGCUGCUUUACUCUAAAGAAGAAGAGGCUUUCUGGCUGCUAGUGGCGCUCUGUGAGAGGAUGCUGCCUGAUUACUACAACACAAGGGUCGUAGGAGCGCUCGUGGACCAGGGCGUGUUCGAGGAGCUCGCCCGCGAGUACGUUCCCCAGCUGUACGACUGCAUGCAAGACCUCGGGGUCAUCUCCACCAUCUCCCUCUCCUGGUUCCUCACCCUCUUCCUGUCUGUCAUGCCAUUCGAGAGUGCGGUGGUGGUCGUGGACUGCUUCUUCUACGACGGCAUCAAGGUCAUCUUCCAGUUGGCGCUCUCUGUUCUGCACGCCAACAUCCACCAGCUGCUGGGCUGCAAGGACGACGGGGAGGCCAUGACUGUACUGGGCAGGUACUUGGAUAGUGUGACCAACAAGGAUAGCACCCUCCCUCCCAUCCCCCACCUGCACUCGUUACUGACCGAUAACGGAGAACCGCAUCCAGAGGUCGACAUCUUCAAACUGGUCCGCAGCUCCUACGAGAAAUUCGGCUCCAUUCGUGCAGACGUGAUUGAACAAAUGCGUUUCAAACAGAGGCUGAGAGUGAUCCAAACCAUUGAAGACACAACCAAACGCAACGUGGUCAGGACUAUUGUAACGGAGACCGCCUUCAGUAUUGACGAGCUAGAGGAGCUCUAUGUGCUCUUCAAGGCGGAGCACCUGACCAGCUGCUACUGGGGCGGCAGCAGCAACCCCACCGAGCGCCACGACCCCAGCCUGCCGUACCUGGAGCAGUACCGCAUCGACGUGGAACAGUUCAAGGGCCUCUUCGCCCUGCUCUUCCCCUGGGCCAACGGAGCCCACUCGGACCCCUUAGCUGUGCGCUUCUUCCGUCUCCUCGACCAAAAUGGAGACACCCUCAUCAACUUCCGCGAGUUCAUCAAUGGCCUGGGUGUUCUGUGUCACGGGGACCUCACUGAGAAGCUGAAGCUCCUCUAUAAGAUGCACGUUUUACCUGAAUUCACUCAUGAGCAGGAAGAACCCGAUUCAGCCUUUGAGGCCACUCAGUACUUCUUUGAAGACAUCACUCCAGAAACAUCCAUCGGCCAUGACUCAAAGUGCAGAAGUGAGAAGGACGAUGGCUUUGUCAGAGUCACAUUCAAAACUGAAAAAGUGAAGAAACUGAACACUCCUGAUUACCGCAACUACCUGAAACUGUGGAACCAGGAGGCGAAACCUAAACGGGAAAACACAAAAGAUCUCCCGAAGCUGAAUCAGAGCCAGUUCAUUGAGCUUUGCAAGACCCUCUACAGCAUGUUCAAUGAGGAUGUUGCGGAACAGGAGCUCUAUCACGCCACAGCCACAGUCACCAGUCUGCUGCUGGAGAUGGGAGAGGUGGGGAAGCUCUUCUCCUCCGGCAGAAAGGACUACAACCACGAGGGGACGUCGGAGCCGAACACGUGCAUGAGAGAUGUCUCGGAUGUCCCCAAACCCACCCAGGAGGAAGCUGAGGGCCUGGAAGAUGUUUUCGCCCCUGACGUUCUGGAGAACAAGUCGAUCCCCGGCGACGAGGGGAAAGGGGAUGAAAACGAGCAGCUGCCCCCUAUGCAAGACAUCAAGCUGGAGGACUCGUCCCCCAAAGACACGGGCACGUCGUCUGCCAUGCUCAUCUCAGAUGAUGAGACCAAAGAUGACACGUCCAUGUCGUCGUACUCGGUGCUCAGCGCAGGUUCCCACGAGCUGGACGAGAAGCUGCAGUGCGAGGACAUCGCGGACGACACGGUGCUGGUGCGCAGCGACAGCGGCUCCACCGGCGAAAGAGGCGGUCGCCCUCACGGCGCCGGGCCGCACGACCGGGGGCUGCCGCACAGCACCAGCAUCGACAAAGACUGGGCCAUCACUUUCGAGCAGUUCCUGGCCUCGGUCCUCACUGAGCAGGCGCUGGUGCGCUACUUCGAGAAGCCAGCGGAGGUGGCGGCCCGCAUAACCAACGCCAAGAAUGUGCGCAAAGUCGGGCGCCCCCUGCUGUCCACGAGUGACUAUGAGAUCUCGCUGUCCGGUUGAGAUUUUCACUUCACGGACUCACAUGUGAUUAUCAGUCGGUGGUGUUUUCCAGGAGAGCGAAGGUAAAUGUAAAAUGUAUGAUAGGAUGAGUGUGACCAAAACUUCUCUUAGCCUUGUAUUUUAAAGACGAAAGACUCUCAAUGUAACAAUCACUAGAUUCUGUCCCAGCUAAGAGGGAACAGGACAUUAAUAUUAUGCUUUGCCCAGAUUAAAUCAGUGUGUACAUGUAGUAGCUGUACUUUAUAAGACAAUAUGCAUAGGUGUUAAUAUUGUAAUCUCAAGUACUCUUAGGCUAUGUAGAUGUAAAUGUCCACAGAUACCGUACAGUACCACACUGGGAUAUUUAUAGUCCACAUUGUAUCCUCCUAAACUAUUGCUUCCCUACUUUACGAUUCCAUUUGCUGCUAAUCAGUUCUUUUCCUUUCAUUUCUCACUGGAUGAAGGUGUGAACAAAUGCGAAAUGAAGCUGUGAAAAUUCACCGGUAGACUGGAUUUUCACGCGCCAUCGUGUAAAACUGUGUGUCACUUUGGCAAAUCCUGUUCUCCUUUUCGCACAAAUACCCACGACUCCCUGGAUAUUCGCCUCCAGGGAUAAGUGGAGAAUUGGAGAAAAAAAAAAGAGUUUCUCCAGUCCUCUUUUAAUAUUUUCAACACCAGUAAGGUUGGAAAAGAUAUUAGCACAUACUGGCUGAAAAGCAAACUACUCAUCAGUCACUGUUGUCGAGAACAUUUCGAUAGUUCAGGAACUCAAAGGAAAGUACGUGUUCAAAGAUAUUUACACUAAAAUGCUGUUUGUUUACAUUUUCAACAUAAUGUGAACCACUAAGUUGUAUUUGCUUGCCUUCUGCACUCCGUUUUUAUUUUAUUUUUUAUUUUAUUUUUUAUUUCUUGCUCUGAACAUUUUUAUAUUGUUUAUUUUCAAAGUUGUUUUUAUGUGAAUAGUUUACAUUUUAAACAUCCUGGUCUUAUUACUCUGGAUUCUGGUGCGUUGUGUAUCACUCCAUCUAAUUAAAGUUACAGUAUGGCUGAUUCAGUGCUGCACAGUA
Mugil cephalus (flathead mullet) is the source of this 5538-nucleotide messenger RNA. RefSeq names its product TBC1 domain family, member 9 (with GRAM domain) (gene tbc1d9). Gene Ontology annotation, molecular function: calcium ion binding. Bases 650 to 4492 code for a protein of 1280 amino acids. NCBI's taxonomy places the organism in Eukaryota, Metazoa, Chordata, Actinopteri, Mugiliformes, Mugilidae. The record is from RefSeq and is a predicted model, not a curated record. The transcript is spliced from 21 exons.